GUUAAUUUCAUUCGUACUAAUCUUUCGCCUUUUACUAAAGAUUACCGUGGAAUUGACUCGACUCGAUGCGGCUUCAAAAAUUUAUGACCUCCCUUUGGGAGGAACAGCCCAACCCAUGAUACAACGUCCCAGCACCAACCUUUUUCCCUUCCUUACACAUCAUCGCCCAUUCACUGGUAUCCCCUAUAUGCAUGAUAUCCUUGAUUUGUUUCACGGCAGUAGUACACGAGUGUAAAUAAGAAAGCUACGUAACUAUCCCAAGUUAUGAAAAUGUGAACCUAAAACAACGUGACGCUCGACUCAUGAACUGGUGUGGUAAGCCAUUUAUCCGGAAGUGUUCAGCAUCCGUAUGACUCAAGGGCGAGCUCAAUUUCCAUUUUCACCUUUGAGCAUCUAUCGAACCAUGCUUGCUGCCGUUGCCCGCCGCGCGUUUAGCUCUGCCGCGCGCCCCUUUCGUGUGUUGGGCAUCCAGCAAGUCGCUGUGGGUGGGUUGAACAAGGACGCCCUGCGAAACUUGUGGGUGGACACGUUGGGCUUGACGUACAAAUCGUCGUUCCGCAGCGAGCGCGAAAACGUCGACGAAGAUAUCUUGGAAGCGGGUCGCGGUCCGUUUGCCGUCGAAGUGGACAUCAUGCAACCGAUCGACGCCGCCAAGGCGCCCAAGGUGCAUGUCCCUCAACUCAACCACUUGGGCCUUUGGAUCGACGACCUGGCCACGUGCGUCGACUCGCUCACGAAGAAGGGCAUGCGCUUCACCCCCGGCGGCAUCCGCAAGGGCGCUGCCGGGUAUGACGUCGUGUUCAUCCAUCCCAAGGGCAACGACGCAUUUCCCUUGUCGGGCGAAGGCGUGCUGAUCGAACUCGUGCAAGCGCCGCCCCAUGUGAUUGCCGCGUUUGACGCCAUCAAAGAAUAAUAAUAUGCGACACCGUUUCAAUUCCACCAUAUAUUUAUCCA
Messenger RNA from Aphanomyces astaci, 954 nucleotides. RefSeq lists its product as hypothetical. The coding region runs from base 350 to 913 and encodes 187 amino acids. Lineage: Eukaryota; Oomycota; Saprolegniomycetes; Saprolegniales; Verrucalvaceae. Gene Ontology annotation, molecular function: methylmalonyl-CoA epimerase activity. Gene Ontology annotation, cellular component: mitochondrion. Gene Ontology annotation, biological process: L-methylmalonyl-CoA metabolic process. The transcript is spliced from 2 exons. The record is from RefSeq and is a predicted model, not a curated record.